CCGAGCGGAGCGGCCCCGCCAGCCCCUCAGUUUUACAUCUUUGUGUGUCCCUCUGUUUCAUGAAGAUGAAGAAAAUGGUUGCAUGUUUCCUUCUGCUAUUUGCACACACUCUGCUUUCCACUGUCAUGGCAAAGGAUCUCCCUGGAAGACAUUUUACUCGAAGAAGGGAUGUUAACAGACAAUCUCUACUGGAAAACUCUUGCAACAACAAACGUCUGGACCUUGUUUUCAUCAUUGACAGCUCUCGCAGUGUGAGUCAUUAUGACUUUGAAAAAGUGAAGGAGUUCAUUUUGACCAUCUUGCAGUUUCUGGACAUCAGCCCUGACGCCACGCACGUGGGUCUGAUUCAGUACGGCAGCACCGUCAAGCAGGAGUUUGCACUGAAGACCUUCAGGAGGAAGCAGGACAUCGAAAGAGCCGUGAGGAGGAUGAUGCACCUCUCCACUGGCACCAUGACUGGACUGGCCCUGCAGUAUGCAGUGAACAUUGCAUUUUCAGAGACAGAGGGGGCUCGACCUCUGAGGCAGAAUGUGCCCCGAAUUAUCAUGAUAGUGACAGAUGGGAGACCUCAAGAUCCUGUGGCAGAGAUUGCUGCUAAAGCGCGUAACUCAGGAAUCCUAAUUUUUGCUAUUGGAGUGGGAAGAGUGGAUAUGAACACUCUGAAGUCCAUUGGGAGUGAACCACAUGAAGAACAUGUGUUUCUGGUUGCUAAUUUCAGUCAGAUUGAAACAUUGACCUCUGCCUUUCAAGAUAAACUUUGUGUGCCUCAUAUGUGCAGCAUAGUUGAGCAUCACUGUGAUCACUUCUGCAUAAACACCCCUGGCUCCUACUUAUGCAGAUGUAAACAAGGAUACAUUCUGAAUGCUGACCAGAAGACUUGCAGCACUCAGGACCUUUGUGCUGUGGAGAAACAUGCCUGUGAGCAGAUUUGUGUGAACACACCUGGGUCCUAUGUCUGUCAGUGCUAUGAAGGGUAUGAGCUUGAUGCAGAUGGAAAGAGCUGUGUUGUUGUGGACUACUGUGCUUUGGAUAACCAUGGUUGCCAACACGAAUGUGUUAACACCGAGGACUCCUAUUACUGUAGAUGCCACCCAGGGUUCAUUUUAAAUCCAGACAAAAGAACUUGUGGAAAACCAGACUAUUGCUCUCUUCAGGACCAUGGUUGCGAACAGGAAUGUGUUAAUACAGAUGAUUCCUAUUUUUGUCAAUGCCAAGAAGGGUUUAGACUUAAUCCAGAUAAGAAAACAUGCAAAAGAGUGGACCACUGUGUUGAAAGCAACCAUGGCUGUGAGCAACUGUGCCUAAAUACAGGUGACUCCUAUGUCUGUCAGUGCUCUGAAGGAUUUGUCAUCAAUGAGGACCUAAAAACCUGCUCACGAGUUGACCAUUGUGCUCUUAGUGAUCAUGGCUGUGAACAUUUGUGUGUGAAUGGUGACAGAUCUUAUACUUGUCAGUGUUUCGAAGGAUACAGGCUCCGUAACGAUGGGAAAACGUGUAAACGUAAAAAUGUCUGCAAAUCAGUCAACCAUGGCUGUGAGCAUAUUUGUGUUAAUGCUGACAAUUCCUAUGUCUGCAAGUGUCGUGAGGGAUUUGUACUGAGAGAAGAUGGCAAGACCUGCAGAAGAGAGGACAUCUGCAAAUCAGUCAGCCAUGGCUGUGAGCAUAUUUGUGUUAAUGAAGAUGACUCCUAUGUUUGCAAGUGUCAUGAGGGUUUUCUGCUGAGAGAAGAUGGGAAAACAUGCAGAAAUAAAGACAUUUGCAGUUCAGUUCACCAUGGCUGUGAACAUGUUUGUGUUAAUGCUGAUGAGUCCUACAUCUGCCAGUGUUAUGAGGGAUUUGCACUGAGGGAAGAUGGAAGAACAUGCAGAAAUAAAGAUGUUUGCAAUUCUGUUGACCAUGGCUGUGAGCAUAUUUGUGUGAAUACUGAUAGUUCAUACCUUUGCCAGUGCUAUGAGGGUUUUGUAUUGAGGGAUGAUAAGAAAACAUGUAAAAGUAAAGACAUCUGCAAAUCAGUCAGUCAUGGCUGUGAACAUCUUUGUGUUAAUAAUGAUGAUUCAUACACUUGCCAAUGCCAUGAUGGAUUCGUACUAAGGCAAGAUGGGAAAACAUGCCGAAGCAAGGAUAUUUGCAAAUCAGUCAACCAUGGCUGUGAACAUGUGUGUGCUAGUGCUGGUGAUUCAUUUGUUUGUAAGUGCCACGAGGGAUUCCAGCUAAGAGAAGAUGGAAAAACUUGCAGAAAUAAAGAUCUUUGCAAAUCAGUCAACCAUGGAUGUGAACAUGUUUGUGUUAAUUCUGGUGAUUCAUAUACCUGCAAAUGCCAUGAUGGGUUCCUGCUGAGAGAAGAUGGGAAAACCUGCAGAAACAAGGACAUUUGCAACUCAGUUGACCAUGGCUGUGAACAAGUUUGUGUGAAUACUGAGGAUUCCUACAUCUGCCAGUGUCAUGAAGAAUUCAUACUGAAGGAAGAUGGCAAGACAUGUAGAUAUAAAGAUGUUUGCAACUCAGUCGACCACAGCUGUGAGCAUAUUUGUGUUAAUACUGGUGAUUCCUAUGUCUGCAAGUGUCAUGAAGACUUCAUACUGAGAGAAGAUGGAAAAACUUGCAGGAGUAAAAAUGUCUGCAAAACAGUCACCCAUGGUUGUGAACAUGUCUGUGUUCCAACUGGAGAUUCAUACAUGUGUCAGUGUCACAAGGGAUUUAUAUUGAGGCGAGACAGGAAAACAUGCAGGAAUAAAGACCUGUGUAAAUCCAUUGACCAUGGCUGUGAACAUGUGUGCAUUAAUACUAACAACUCAUACAGCUGUCAGUGCCAUGAGGGCUUUGUCCUGAGACAAGAUGGGAGGACAUGUCGAAGUAAAGAUGUCUGUAAAUCAGUUGACCAUGGUUGUGAAUAUGCUUGUGUUAAUAAUGGCGAUUCCUAUAUCUGCAAAUGCCAGGAGGGAUAUGUACUAAAAGAGGACCAGAAAACAUGCAGAAGAUGCACUGAAGGCCCAAUUGACCUGGUGUUUGUGAUUGAUGGAUCAAAAAGUCUUGGAGAGGAUAAUUUUGAAAUUGUAAAACAAUUUGUCUCAGGAAUCUUGGAUACACUUGAGAUUUCACCCAAAGCUGCUCGAGUUGGUUUGCUUCAGUAUUCCACUGAGGUUCGUACAGAGUUUACAUUAAAGCAGUUCAGCUCAGCCAAAGACAUGAAGAAAGCUGUGUCACAAAUGAAAUACAUGGGCAGAGGUUCCAUGACAGGACUGGCACUGAGGCAAAUGUCUGAGAGAAGUUUCACAGAGACAGAAGGAGCAAGACCAUUCUCAGCAAACGUGCCUCGAAUCUCCAUUGUGUUUACGGAUGGGCGGGCCCAGGAUGAAGUGUCUGAGUGGGCUACCAGAGCAAAGCAGCGUGGUAUAAUCAUCUAUGCCAUUGGAAUAGGAAAAGCAAUUGAGGAAGAACUGCUGGAAAUUGCUUCUGAGCCAUCAUAUAAACAUCUCUUCUAUGCUGAGGAUUUCACAGCUCUGGAGGACAUAAGUGAAGAGCUAAGAGCCCAAAUCUGUGAAGCCUUGAGAGAGUCACCUCACCAGCAGGAUGCAUCAUCUGGGAGGCUUCACAGGACUGGUCCACAGCCUUCAGGACCUGAGUCAACCACAAUAGCCAUCACAGAUGUCAUUGACUGUCCACAUCUUGCAGUACAUCACAAGUAUCUUUUUGAAGACAGUCACAUCCACUCAACAACAGCAAAAGCCUCAAAAGACAAUGACCAGUGCAAAUGUGAAAACCUUGUGACAUUCCAGAACUACGCAACCAGUGAAGUAAGAAAACUCACCCAGCGAUUGGAAGAAAUGACGAAGAGAAUGGAAGACUUGGAAAACAGACUAAAAUACUGAUGAGAAUUUGAAGUGUAUCCUACACUGUAUAUUUAUACAUACAAACUUGUCAGAGCUAUUUUCUUAAACUGGUUCAAAAAAAAUAACAUCUUUGUGUCUGAAGUUGAAAAUAUUCUGGAUCCUUGCAUUCAUAUGCCAUGUGUUGUCUUGCAUUGAUUGCAGAUAAGAAAUGCUGAUAAUUUUAUAUAAACAAUUUAGUAACUAGCAGAAGUUCUAAUUAAGCAGAACAAACUGAAAUAAGCUAUGCAAAAUAAUAAAAUGGUGUUAUUUUUUGAAAUGAA
Messenger RNA from Zonotrichia leucophrys gambelii, 4150 nucleotides. It is a transcript of the gene MATN2, whose product is annotated as matrilin 2. The record is from RefSeq and is a predicted model, not a curated record. The transcript has 27 exons. Lineage: Eukaryota; Metazoa; Chordata; Aves; Passeriformes; Passerellidae. The coding region runs from base 60 to 3869 and encodes 1269 amino acids. Gene Ontology annotation, molecular function: calcium ion binding.